Ooceraea biroi (clonal raider ant) is the source of this 16684-nucleotide messenger RNA. It is a transcript of the gene ft, whose product is annotated as cadherin-related tumor suppressor fat. The record is from RefSeq and is a predicted model, not a curated record. Gene Ontology annotation, cellular component: plasma membrane. NCBI's taxonomy places the organism in Eukaryota, Metazoa, Arthropoda, Insecta, Hymenoptera, Formicidae. Gene Ontology annotation, biological process: homophilic cell-cell adhesion. Gene Ontology annotation, molecular function: calcium ion binding.
AGUGCCACGAAGGUCACCGAUGUUGCCGCAGGACAAUGCUGCGACGAUGGGUCUGGCGAUGCAGAGCAGAGCGGUCGACACGCGGGUCCAGCUCGAAGUGAGAGAGAGCGAGCCUAAGGGCACCCUGGUCGGCACGAUACCGAUUAAGCCCGACUUCACCUACAGAUUCAACGAGCCGUCGCAGGAAUUUCUACUCGAUCCAGAAACAGGAGAGAUAAGGACGGCCAAAGUUCUCGACCGCGAGACUUUGAGUAGCGAUCGGUUCGACUUGGUAGUGUUGUCGAGUCUACCAACCUAUCCGAUAGAAGUGCGAAUUCUGGUGCUCGACAUCAACGACAACGAUCCGGAAUUUCCCGAGGCCAAUAUCGCGGUGAGCUUUUCCGAAUCAGCCGUGGCCGGUACCAAAUUGCUCCUGGACUCUGCAACUGACCGGGACACGCCGGAGAACGGAGUGUUGGACGACUAUUUCAUUGUGGAUGGCAACGCGGAUGGAAAGUUCCGUCUAGAGGUUACCGCUAAUCCUACCAGUGAGACAUCGUAUCUACACUUGGAGACUACGGGCAAGCUCGAUCGCGAACAGGUGGAAUUUUACUCGUUGAACAUCUGCGUGCGCGAUCGUGGCCGACCGCCACGCUUGGGUUAUCUGCUGGUGAACGUGACAGUGCUGGACGUAAACGACAAUCCGCCGGUGUUCCAACAGAGUGACUAUGUGGUGGCGUUAAACGAGAGCGCACCGGUUGGCACUAAGGUGCUGACAGUGCAUGCCACCGACAAGGAUUCAGAGGACAACUCAAGGUUGACGUAUUACCUGCCGGAUAAUGAGCGCAAGUUCACUAUAGAUCCAGAAACUGGCACCAUCACGACAGCCGAGCCGUUGAGGUGUCCUCAACAGAGCUGUACGGUGGCUCGUCCGGGUGGCGGAUGUCCCAAAAGCUGUGUCAUUACGGUUUUCGCCCGCGAUCACGGUUCACCCAGACAGGAUGGUCGUACUUACGUAACGGUGAAUUUGUUGGAUGCUAACGAUCACGAUCCCGUGAUUAAGUUCAGCUACUUUCCGACGACGGCGAGUUUCGCCACCGUCGACGAGAAUGCUGCUAAAGACUCGUUCGUCGCAGCGGUGGCGGUGAUCGACGACGACGAAGGUCUGAACGGCGAGACCAGCGUAGAGAUACGUGCCGGCAAUGAGUUGUGUCACUUUCGGUUGGACAACACGCAGAGCUUCGACAUCGUGCGAGUGAACGGUCGAUUAGACCGCGAGGAGAUACCCAAGUACAAUCUCACGGUAGUCGCCACCGACAAGGGCACGCCACCCAGAUCGGCCACAGCCUAUCUCGUGAUUCACGUAAACGACGUCAACGAUCACGAACCGGUGUUUCAGCAGAGUGAGUACACGGCGGUGCUGUCGGAACUCGCGCCGAUCGGCAGUUUCGUCGCCAGCAUCUCGGCUACAGACGCCGAUUCCGGGUUAAACGCGCGCAUCUACUACGAAUUUGGUUCCGGCAACGAGCAGGGCUGGUUCGCCAUCGACGGCGACACCGGCUUGGUCACCACUGUCGCCAGCCUGGAUCGCGAGAUUCAAGGCAGCAUCGAGUUGCAUGUGUCCGCGUGGGAUGGCGGUCCGAAUACCAAGUAUGCGUCUACGCAUCUCAAAGUGACGAUCCUCGACGAAAACGACGAGGCGCCGCGCUUCGCCGAGAACAUCGUCGAGGUGACAUUAUCGGAAAACACGCCGCUUCACAGUCUAGUAGCUACUCUCACAGCUGUUGAUAACGAUCAGGGCACUAAUGGUAGCGUCGCAUAUAGCUUUCACUCGAGCGUCUCGCGCGAUUAUCCCAAGACCUUUGCGCUAGACGCUUUGACCGGUCAGUUAACGACUAAGAUUGCUCUGGACAGGGAGACCGUAGCAGAGUACAAGAUAUUGGUGAUUGCGAAAGAUCAGGGUACACCAGUGCAAUCGUCGACCGCCACUGUUGUCCUGACAUUGGAGGACAUUAAUGACAAUUCACCGAUUUUCUAUCCAUGGAAAUAUCUAAUGCUCGUCCCCGAAAACUCUGCACGUGGUACAACGAUAGGCAAAGUUACGGCAACCGAUGCUGACGCCCGGGAGAACGCUCAGAUCAGAUAUUCCCUCGAAUCUGGUGGCGAGGGCUUCUUCGUGGUGGACGAAAAAACCGGUGAGAUCACUCUACAGAGCACUCUACAGAACGUGCACAAGGCUCUCUACGUGCUGACUAUCUCGGCGAGAGACACGGGCGACCGGUUGGCGUCCAGGAAUGCCAUAGUGGAGAUUAUUCGCGAGGAGAAUCUCGAGCAUCUUGAGUUUGAUGCUUACAACGGCUACGAGUUCCGUGUUCCCGAGGAUCGAGGCGAUUGCGAUUCGGUGGAGCCCGGAUUUAGUCGGGAGGUCGGUUCGGUACACGUGACGCAAUACAGCAACAUCGGCAAGCUACCCAGUUACGCGAUCGUGUUUGGUGACCCAAAGGGUAACUUUAGAAUCGACGAGAACACCGGUACCAUUAGCACUGCCGGCUGCCUGGACCGUGAGCAAGUAGCCUAUUACAGCCUGCAAUUGUCAGCACGGGUUCACCUUGCUUACGGCCAGACGACCGUCAAUAUCACCGUGCAAGAUGUCAACGACAAUCCGCCGAGGUUUCCCAAGGGUGAACGGAACGACGAGAUCUUUCUGCGGGAGAAUGCUGCGGUGGGACAGGAAGUGUGUCUGGCUCGGGCGAGAGACCGCGACGCCGGCGCCAAUGCUAGACUCGUCUAUUCCCUGACGCAUAAUCCAGGUGAACAAUUCAGAGUUGCCGAGAAAUCGGGUAUCGUUUAUCUAAAUAAACCAAUCCGGGCAUCACCCGGCACGACGCUCCACUUGGAGAUCACAGCGACUGAUUCCGGUAGCCAACUGUUGUCCGCCCAGCAUCAAAUCAGGGUGACGAUCGAGGACGUCAAUGAUCACACACCAGUCUUCCGGUUAACCAGUUACGAGACUUCACUGCUAGAAUCCACGCCGGUGAACGAGCGCUUCUUCUCGCUGACGGCUCGCGAUACCGAUCUCGGCGCGAACGGUAGAGUAUUGUACAGCGUGACCGACGGUAACGCUGAGGGCCGUUUCGGCAUCUUUCCUGACGGCCAGUUGUACGUGAAGAACGCGCUCGAUCGCGAGGAACGGGACUACUACGCGCUCGAGGUCACAGCGUCCGAUCAGGGUAGCCCGCCGCGGAGCUCCGUCGUACCGGUGGUGGUGCACGUGAUUGACGAGAACGAUAACGCUCCGAAAUUUACCAACAGCAGCUUCAGUUUCCAUCUACGUGAAAACGAGCCACCCGACACAUUCGUCGGCAAGCUGCUUGCUACCGAUCGCGAUGUCGGUCGUAAUGCCGAUCUCAUGUUCUCGCUGCCGGCGAAUCAGCAGGACUUUGCGGUCGAUCCGAGAAACGGCUUUGUUAAGUCACUACGUGUGUUUGAUCGCGAGCUCCUGAUGACCAACACCGGCAGCAGCUACGUCACAUUGGAGGCUACCGUCACCGAUAACGGCGUCAACCGUCUCCGCGAUCGCGUCAAGCUCACCGUCUACAUCACUGAUGUGAACGACAACGUCCCGCAGUUUCAACGAUUACCUUAUGAGGCUCAGGUGAGCGAGGGUGCCGCGAUCGGUACACAGUUGUUGAGAGUGUACACGACCGACGCCGACGAGGGCUUGAACGGUGAUGUAUUUUAUUCGCUGGAGGACGGCAAUCAGCAGGGUCAAUUCGCGAUAGAUGAAGCCACCGGACAGAUCUCGCUCGUGAAGGAACUCGAUCGCGAGACAUCCGACACUUACGUGCUGACUGUCGUAGCGCAUGAUGCCGGUCUGGAGACGCGUCUGUCGUCGAGCGCAACCGUUCACAUCGAGGUACUCGACGAGAACGACAAUGUGGCACGCUUCAUUGAUAACAAGUCGCGCAUCUCCGUGCUGGAGACCACGCCGACCAAUACCGAGCUGCUGCGGUUCAAGGCCACUGACAACGACCUCGGGCCCAACAGCGAGCUGACAUUCGCCAUAUCGGCUGGUAACCGGAGAGACACCUUCUACAUCGACCCGCUCACCGGUGUUCUUUAUCUGAGGAAGCCGCUCGAUUACGAGGAAUUGGAACGAUAUACGUUGAAUAUCACUUGCAAUGAUGGCGGCCAUCCAAGACUCAGCUCAGUUACCAGCCUGUCCAUCGAGGUGAUCGAUACCAACGAUAAUCCGCCGGUUUUCCCGAAAACCGCGAUAGUGCGUCAAAUACGCGAGGGUAUCCUCGUGCGAACGCCGAUCGUCACCAUCACCGCGGAGGACCCGGACUCGGGCGACAACGGUGUGGUCAGUUACUCGAUCCUCAGCCAAGAUCCGGAGGACCAGCUGAGGCGUUUCGGCAUCAAUCCGUCGAGCGGCGUGAUUCACACGUUAUUGCCGAUUGAUCGCGAGGAGGUGGACACCUAUAAAUUGGUGGUGGUCGCGACUGAUCGGGCGCAGCCACCGAGCGCGCGAUUGUUCGCCGAGAAACUGGUAAUCGUGAUCGUCGAAGACGUCAACGACAACGCGCCGAUCUUUGUCAGCAUGUCGGCAGUGGUGCUUCCAUCGCUACGCACCGGUAGCCUGAAUUAUCAUCGCUCUUCGACCAAGGAGGUCACAGUCACGCAAUUGAUCGCCCGCGAUCUGGACUCCAGCACCAACGGCCUGGUAACGUACGAACUGCUUCGUUCCAGUGUCAACUACUCGGACAUGUUUCGAAUCCACCGUAGCACCGGUCAGCUCACCAUGAAGCUUCCACGCUCCUCGUCCUCCGAGAGUGCUCUUUCUGAGAGGACUGUCAAGUACCAGGUGGGUGUCCGUGCGACGGACGAAGCGGUUCAGGCGGAGCGUCGUUCGUCGGAAACAUACGUGACCUUGAUCGUGCCAAGCGAGGAUGGCGACGAUCAGCCCAUCUGGGAGCACCGGGGUCAGAUCGAGGGCAACGUGUACGAAAACGAGCCGAUCGGUACCAGCAUCUUGCGAAUGAGGGCCCGUAGCCGUCGUUCCAACAUCGAGCUCGAAUAUUACGUGACAAACGUGACCGCCGGCGACGGAGUCCACCAGGUCGACCGGCUCUUCGACGUUGACGCGAAGACCGGCGUGCUGUCCACCGCGGUUCAGCUCGAUCGCGAAACCGGCGUUCAAUGGUACGAGGUGGAGCUGUACGCCAUCGGCAUAGGCGGCACCAAACCCAGUACGACAUCCACCAAAGUACGCGUGACGGUGCUGGACAAGAACGACGUGGCACCGACGUGGGGCCCGGGGCCGUGGAAAUUUAAAAUUUCCGAGGAGGCACCGCCCAAUACCGUCGUCACGGUGCUCAAGGCCUAUGAUCCAGACACCAUUGGUACUUUGACCUAUACCCUGCUGUCGGAGCAUCAUCAUCCUGGCAAUAGCGGCGAGGCCGCAGACGACAACAAUGAGACGCAGAGUCACUUUAAACUGCAUCCAACCACCGGCCAGCUGAGACUCGCCGGGGCCCUCGAUAGGGAAACAAAGGAGAGAUACGUGUUGAAGGUGCGCGCCGACGAUGGUCUGCAACAUCGGGACAUUGUUCUUAAUGUACAGGUGACCGAUACUAACGACAACGCGCCGACCUUCCAAAGCACUGCCUAUUCAUUUGACGUUCCGGAGAACGUGCCGAGAGGCAGUCGCGUUGGCCAGGUUGUUGCGACGGACGCCGAUGCCGACGGACCCAACAGCCAGCUGAGCUACGUGCUCAUCUCCGACUGGGCGAACGAUGUGUUCUCGCUGAAUCCGAGCACCGGCGUGUUCACGCUUACCGCCAGUCUCGAUUAUGAACAGGUACAACAUUAUAUCCUCGUCGUGCAAGCAACGGAUGGUGGCAUACCGCCGCUUUCGUCCACGGUGACGGUGUACUGCAACGUCGUCGAUUUGAAUGAUAACGCACCAAUCUUCGAAACGGGGCCACACGCGGCCGACAUCGCGGAGAAUGCGACUGUCGGCACCCCUGUACUCACUGUGACCGCUCAGGAUCUGGAUUCGGGUGACAACGGCAGGAUCGUCUAUGCCAUCGCAGGCGGCGACGAGGACGGUGACUUCGGGGUGGCGCUCAACGGCACUCUUUUUACGCGUCAACCCCUCGACCGCGAACGGAAACCGCUUUACAAUCUGGUGUUAAGCGCUACUGACAGUCCGUUACCGCCGGCUCGACCGCUAUCGUCCACGGUGCAGGUGACCGUCGUGUUACUGGACGUGAACGACAUGUCACCGGAGUUCAUAUCGCCCACGAAAAUUUCUACAAUCGAGAAUGCGCCGAGCAACACGGUGGUGAUGGCCAUAAAGGCCGUCGAUCGAGAUGAAGGUCGGAAUGGCUACGUCGAGUACUCGCUGGAGAACGACAGCAACCCGCCGUUCAUCCUAGGACCGGUGGACGGAUUACUGCGCGUUUCCGGGCCGCUGGACCGCGAGCAGAGAUCAAACUACACCCUGAAAGUUACUGCCAAGGAUCGCGGCGAGCCACCGAGAUCGUCGGUGACCACCGUUACCGUUACGGUGCUCGACGAGAACGACAACUCGCCGGUAUUCGAUCCGAGACAGUACUCGGCCACCGUCGCCGAGAACGCCAGCAUCGGCGCCAGCGUGUUACAGGUGUCGGCGAUGGACCGCGAUGAGGGCGCGAAUGGCAGGGUGCGGUACAGUAUCACGGCGGGGGAUGGUAAUCGGGAUUUCACAAUCUCGGAGGACGGUGGUGUGAUCCGAGUAGCGAAGAAUCUGAAUUUUGAGCGUAAAUCACGGUACCACCUGACAAUCCGUGGCGAGGAUUGCGCAGCGGAAGUCGGUGAAGCACCGCGCAUCGACACCGCUCAAGUUACCAUCACCGUGCUGGAUAUCAACGACAACGCGCCAGUCUUCCUCGAUUCGCCCUAUUUGGCGCACGUUAUAGAGAACAUGGUACCACCGGGUGGUUUUGUCGUCCAGGUCAAAGCGUACGACGCAGACACGCCGCCGUACAACGAUCAAGUGAGAUACUUUCUCAAAGAGGGUGACACGGAUCUGUUUCGCAUAAACGCGAGUACCGGCGAUAUAUCGCUUCUUCGCCCUCUGGAUAGAGAAUUAGUCCCCGAGUACACGCUCACUCUAGUGGCCAUGGAUACUGGUUCGCCGCCUCUCACUGGCUCGGGCAUCGUCAAGAUCGUUGUUCUCGAUGUGAACGAUCACAGUCCCGAGUUUGCCCGACAGGAUUACAAGGCCACCGUGGUGGAGAACAUGCCUGCCGGAACGUGGGUGACUAGGCUGCACGCCACGGACAAGGAUGAAGGACUCAAUGCGAAAAUAAGUUACAACUUACUGGGAGACAAAGCGGAACGGUUUUCCGCGGAUCCUAACACCGGUGAGAUAUUUACCACAGUACCACUGGACCGGGAACAGACUGCUGUAUAUCAUUUGACCCUGGUGGCUCAAGACUCGAGUCCGACAGAGUUGCGUGCUUCUGCCGUCAACCUGACAAUCUAUGUAACAGAUGUGAACGACAACGCGCCCCGCUUCUCCGCGCCUCGUUACACGGCUUAUGUUCCAGAUACGACCAAACCCGGUGACUUCGUGUUCGGUGCGAAAGCCGUCGACGACGACGACGGCGAGAACUCGCGAAUAGUUUAUCAACUACAGGGCAAGGACGCCAAUCGGUUCACCAUCGAUCUCAACAACGGUGUAAUCCGCGCCACUCAAGAACUAGUUGAUAAUCAGGACACCUAUCAGUUACAAAUACUUGCGUCGGACUGCGGUGACGAAUCUCAGUACGUCACUACUGAUCUCAUAAUACACUUGUGGGAGCGACAACUGUUUCCGAGUUUCCGUUCGAGCGUUAGCACGCGGUUCACGCUACCCGAGGAUGUGCCGGAGGGUAGAAUCAUCACUAAGCUAAGCGCAGUCUCGCCGAAAUCUGGACCGAUUAGUAAUCUGUUCUAUGGUAUCGCCGGUGGAAACGUAGGAGAUGCUCUAAGAAUCGAUCUUCAUACCGGCGAGGUCGUGGUUGCAUCUGGCUUCGAUUACGAGACAGCUCCGCAUUACGAGGCCUGGAUCGAAGUUCGCGACGCGGACACACCGCCGUUGUGUAGCGUUCUCCAGCUGCUGGUGAACGUCACGGAUGCCAAUGACAAUGCACCGAUCAUGGAAGCGGCUGUUUACAACGCGACCGUAAUGGAGGAUGAAUAUCCGCCGUUGUUUGUCGGCAAAGUGUCUGCGAGAGAUCGUGAUUCCGGUGAGAAUGGCCAGGUCACUUAUCAUCUGGUCAACGACUUUUCGGAAUCCUUUGUCAUCGACAGUAACACUGGGCAAAUCGAGACCAACGCCAAGCUGGAUCGUGAAGAAAUUGCAUCUUACGAGUUAAUUGUAGAGGCUACUGAUCAAGGUCAUCCUCGAUUAACCGGUACUGCCACAGUACUGGUAACCAUUUUGGACAAGAACGACAAUCCGCCUCAUUUCACUAGACUGUUCAGCGUCAACGUAACGGAGAACGCAGAUGUCGGCACAUUUGUCAUACGCAUUACCAGCAGCGAUCUGGAUAUCGGUCAGAAUGCGAAUGUCAGUUACAGCUUCACCGAUAACCCAGGGAAAAAGUUUUCCAUUGACGCUUUGAGUGGAAACGUAACCGUGGCUGGACAUCUCGAUCGAGAAGAACAGGACGAGUAUCUACUGAAAGUCGUAGCAGCUGAUGGCGCGUGGCGAACGGAGACUGCAUUGACGAUCACCAUUCAAGAUCAAAAUGACAAUGCACCCGAGUUUGAUCAGGAUAUCUAUCACUGCCACUUCCCUGAGCUUCAACCGGCGAUGGCACACGUUGGCCAAGUCAUGGCGAUUGAUCGUGACAAGCAAGGGCCAAACUCCGUCAUAGCCUACAAUCUGUUGCAGCCAUCCGAUCUGUUCACCGUCGAUCCGGCAACUGGCGAUAUCUUCAGCAAGCGUACCCUUCGCUACAAGCAUACGCAUCGAUCGUCCUCUCCGGAAAACUUGUAUUCGCUCACGGUAGUGGCAACUGACAACGGCAAGCCGCCGAUGUCCUCGAGGACGGUAGUGCACAUAAGCGUGGUAGAUGCUAACAACAACGCGCCUCGCUUCGCGCAAAGGUCCUACUUGUCGCCGGUACCGGAGAAUUAUGAAGUCGGCAAGCGAAUCACCCAACUGAUCGCUCGUGAUGAUGCCGACUUCGGCGUAAACGCGGAGAUUAGUUACACGUUGACGAGCAUGAACGGCACCAGUGACUUGUUCGCCAUCGAGAAGCAAUCCGGCUGGGUCUAUGUGCACAGGAGUCUUAGUGGCAUCGCUAUCGACACCACGUUCCUCUUAAAGGUACGUGCUACUGAUAAGGGCGUACCGCCACAAAAAGAUGAGGUCAUCUUGACUCUCGUGAUCUCCGACGAGAAUCGACACCCGCCCACCUUUGCCGCCGUUAGCUAUCAAGUUAGAGUACCGGAGAAUGAGCCAAUCAAUACGACCAUUCUGACAGUAAACGCCGCAGACGGCGAUAGCGGACCUAACGGCAUGCUCCGCUACAAGAUAUCGGCCGGCAACGAGAGAAACGAGUUCUUCGUGCACCCUACUAGCGGCGCGGUAACGAUACUCCAGUCCCUUGACUAUGACCUGAUACAGGAAUAUCAGCUGAACAUCACCGCCACAGAUUUGGGUUUCGAACCAAAGCAUGCAAUCGCUACUUUAACCAUUAACGUCUCCGAUAUCAACGACAAUCCUCCAACCUUCAAUCAAAGCAUCUACGAAGCUUUCUUACCGGAAAACUCACCGCCCGACAGUUUUGUCUACAAGGUAUUUGCUCAAGACAUCGACUCUCCCAAGUUCGCUAUAAUACAGUACAAGAUCCUCGGAGGCAGCGGCGACGGUCAUUUCCGCAUCCGCGAAAACACCGGCGAGAUCACGUCGGAUACUACUUUCGACUAUGAGGAUACCAACGAAUACAGUCUCAAUAUUGUCGCAGCCAAUCCGGAUUCCAGUUCACAGAUGAUUAGCUUUACAACCGUGGUGGUGCACAUUACCGGUGUAAACGAGUUCUAUCCCAAGUUUAUUCAAUCGGUGUUCCACAUGGACGUAUCGGAGAGUGCCGAGGUGGGCACAUCAGUCGGCUUAGUUCAGGCAACCGAUCAAGAUUCAGGGGAGGAUGGCCGGGUAUACUACCUUUUUGUGGGCUCGUCCAACGAUCGUGGUUUUUCUAUCGGCUCGGAGACCGGCAUUAUCAGAGUGUCACGUCGACUGGAUCGCGAGACGCAAAAUCGCGUGGUGUUAACGGUAAUGGCUAAAAACGGCGGUGGCAUACGCGGUAACGACACCGACGAGGCACAAGUGAUCGUCUCUAUCCAAGACGGCAAUGACCCACCAGAGUUUCUACAGAGAUCCUAUGAUGCGAGCGUGUCAGAAGGCGCGAUCCACGGUACUCGUGUGCUCACUGUACGUGCAGUCGACAAGGAUAUCAAACCGCAAAACAAUCAGUUUUCGUACUCCAUUAUUAAUGGUAAUUUAGGCCAGGCUUUCAAAGUCGAUCCGCAAACUGGCGACAUUGAAACGGCGAAACAGCUUGAUCGUGAGACCGUGGCCUCUUACGAUCUGACGAUCGGCGCGAUCGAUACCGGUUCGCCACCACAAACCGGCACCGCGAUGGUGCAUAUCGAGCUGCUGGACGUCAACGAUAACGGGCCGGUCUUUGACCCACCGGAAGUGGUCGGCUAUGUCAGCGAGAAUGAACCGGCCGAUACCAGCAUCGUGACUCUGAGUGCAACCGAUCCCGAUUUGCCGCCCAAUGGCGCACCUUUCACGUAUAAAUUGAUCGGAGGGAGGCAGAGCGAAAUGGUUACCUUGGACAAGCAUUCGGGUAUGUUGAAAACUACUAGGAGCCUCGAUAGAGAAACGAUGCCACAACUGGAUCUCGUGAUUGAGGUGGAAGACUCGGGUAUACCCCGGAUGAAGAGCGAGCACACCGUCACCGUGAUCGUAAAUGAUCAGAAUGAUAGCCCGUCCACGCCGAGAUCGGUACAUGUAAUCGUGCACUCGUUUAACGGCAAGACCCCCUUAGGAAAGAUCGCCGAUGUGCAUCCGAACGAUCCGGAUGUCACUGGCGUUUAUUCGUGUAAAAUACUUCAGGGUUCAAACUCGCGCAUACUAAGUAUUCCUAGUGCCUGUGAUCUUCACACUAACAAAAUUACGUCAGAAGUCGGCUACUCAUUGAGCGUAUCCGGUAAUGACGGACAACAUCCCGACGUGAUCUCCAAAGUAACCGUCGAGUUCCUGAUCUUCUCGAACGCCACUAUUGAAAACAGCGUGACUCUGCAAAUCUCCAAAUUGACUGCGAAACAUUUUCUCAAGCAAUAUUACCGAGCCCUUCUGGAUCUCCUGCAGGAGAAACUCGAGGUCGGCGACACACUUACCAUUUUCAGCAUCGGUGAAAAUGGAUCUGAUCUCAACGUCCAUUUGGCAGUGGAAUCUCCGCAAGGGUAUCGUACGAAGUCCGAAGUGACCGACCUGCUGAUACGCAAUCAUGAUCAUAUUCAAACUUUACUGAAAAACAAUUCUUUUACCAUCAAUUACUCGCCAUGCAAGCACACACCGUGCGAGAAUGGAGGCAGCUGCAACGACCGACUAGCCAUAUACGAUGAUGCUAGAAUUACCGAUAGUCAGGCAUUGAUUCUAACAUCGCCCAGGGUGUUACAUGAAAUGAUCUGCAAGUGUCGAGACGGCUUUACCGGUGACAGAUGUGAAAGAAGACAAGAUCCAUGUUCACCAAAUCCCUGCUUGCUGGGAGGACAAUGCCGACGUUUGGGGUACGAUUUCCAAUGCACUUGUCCUAUCGAUCGGGAGGGCAAACUGUGCGAGCUCGAAAGGGGUGACGCGUGUGCCAGCAAUCCGUGUCGAAACGGUGGAUCGUGUAGAAAAAGCCCAGAUAACUUCAGCUUUUUCUGUCUCUGUCGAGCAGGCUACAGAGGAAAUCACUGCGAAGCUGUUACCGAUUCUUGUCGACCAAAUCCUUGCUUGUAUGGCGGCUUAUGCGUGGGAGAAAAACCUGGAUAUCGAUGCAGCUGUCCGGAAGGACGCUACGGCCAGCAUUGCGAGCGCUCCACUUUUGGCUUUGACGAAUUGUCAUACAUGACAUUCCCGGCUUUGGACUCCAAUACGAACGAUAUCACCAUUGUGUUUGCUACUACCAAGCCAGAUGCACUGUUGCUGUACAAUUACGCGCCGCAAAGCGGCGGCCGCUCGGAUUUCGUCGUUUUGGAACUGAUAGGCGGUCGAGUGGUCUUUUCAUAUGGCGGUGCCAGGAGCGCAAUUACCUCCGUCACUAUUAAGACAGAGAGAUCGUUAUCGGAUGGCGAAUGGCGCAAAGUUACCGCUACCAGAAACGGCAGAGUUGUCUCGCUUAGUGUGUCCGUUUGCAGGGAACAUGGCGACGUUUGCGACGACUGUAGACCUGGUGACGGUACCUGCUACGCGGACGAUGUAGGUCCAACCGGGACAUUGAAUUUUAACAAUAAUCCCCUCUUAUUGGGUGGCUUGGAGAACGCUGAUCCCGUGUUGGAACGUCCAGGUCAGGUACAUUCCGAUGAUUUUGUAGGCUGCAUUCACUCAGUAUCGAUAAAUGGAAGGGCUCUGAAUCUGACGAAUCCGCUCACGUCACACGGCGUAAAAUCCACGUGUGUCAGAUCGCAACAGAGUCCUUGUUUGAGAAACGAGAAACAAGCUGUCUCGGUUUGCGGCGUAAAUGCACAAUGUUACGACAAGUGGCAUCAAGUGACGUGUCAAUGCGGAUCCUUGACAGCACCGAAUUGUCACGGCGCUUUGGAACCCGUCACGUUGAGCGAGGGAGGAUUUGUUGAGUUCAAGGUAUCAGAGAAGCACAGAAGAAUGCAGCUGUUGGAAUACCUGUAUGGUGGAUCUACGAUGUGGCACACGAAUCGCAUUAAGCGCAAUGUCAUCGAGGAUCCGACCUUUAUAAUAAACUCUACUCCAUUAAAAACACUCGGUCUUAUGUUCAGAACCGUGAAACCUGAUGGUAUUCUGAUGUACGCUGCUACCAACAAACAUUUUACAUCCAUAGAACUUCGUAACGGGCAACUAAUCUACUCGUCGUUGCUUGGCUCACCAGUGAACAUGUCAAUCAACAUCGAAGGCGGUCUCGCUGAUGGGCAUUGGCACAAUCUUACUUUGCAUGCCUAUUCCCGAGGAUUGAGAUUGUUAGUCGAUAGCGUCCUGACGGGCGAUGAAUUGGACUCGGAAGGUGUCCAUGACUUUCUCGACCCUUAUUUAUCCAUCUUGUCAAUCGGUGGAGUGAACCAGGAUCUUUAUUACGCUCGCAGCGCUGGCGCUAAGAGCUUCGAAGGUUGUCUAGCUAAUUUCACCGUCAACAACGAAGUGCAGCCGUUCAACGGUUCCGGUUCCAUCUUCAAGAAUGUGCUUUACCACGGUAAAAUAAGCAGCGGCUGCCGAGGACCGAUCGGUGCAGCUGCAACCGCGGACCCUCUCAGUAUCGGUAUCACUCUAGUCAUCGUCUUCUUCGUCAUCCUGCUGGUCGCCAUUCUGGUCAGCUUCAUAGUAUUCCGGCUGCGCCGACAAAACAAGGAAAAGUCAGCGCUGUCAGUUGUUAAUAAGAACACCAAUGCCAUUAUAACUGGCAACCCAUUGGUCGGUACUGGAAACGAUAAUCUCAUGUCUCGCCACGAAAACACCUACAUAUCCGACACGUCAGAUCUGCGCGGUGUGGGCCACAUGGGCCCGGAGUUGAUCUCGAAAAAGUACAAAGAACGCGAGAUCAACCCCACCGCCGAGCACCGACCGCAGCGACCAGAUAUCAUCGAGCGAGAGGUCACCAAGUCACCUCCAAUCCGUGACGAACAUCCACCACUGCCUCCACCCACCCAAACUUCUUUACAUUCUCAUGAGCACAACCCGGAACCUGACAUCCCGGAACAUUAUGAUUUGGAGAACGCUAGCUCUAUUGCACCCAGCGACAUUGACAUCGUAUACCAUUACAAAGGCUAUCGCGAUGGCAUGAGAAAGUACAAAGCCACUCCACCACCCAUAAGUAACUAUGGUAAUCAUCACAAACACACGGGGCAACAGCAUCGCCAUACCGGACCGUUCCCACCGCGUGCUAUGCCACCACCUAAUGUGAAUCAACCACCUGGACCAGCACCCAAACUGCUGCAGAGCACUCCUUUAGCAAGGCUAUCGCCCAGCAGCGAGUUGUCCGCACAACAACCGCGGAUUCUCACGCUUCACGAUAUCAGCGGAAAGCCUCUGCAGAGUGCCCUGCUGGCCACCACAUCCUCGUCCGGCGGUGUCGGCAAGGACGCACUCAACUCCAAUAGCGAGAGAAGUUUAAACUCGCCCAUCAUGAGCCAGCUGUCAGGCUCAACCGCUAGCAGGAAAGCACCGCAAUCCAACAACGAAAAUUCGGUGAACAACGUGUCAUCGGGUCCAAUGGGCCUCACAGCGGAGGAGAUCGAGCGGCUCAACUCCCGUCCGAGAACGUCCAGUCUGGUGUCCACGCUGGACGCCGUAAGCUCCUCCAGCGAAGCAAGAGGACCACCCGCUCAUGGACCCCUUCACCACCAUCGACGUCACACACCUCCCGUGGAGAGGCUCGAACGGCGCAAUUCGUCGACUACCGACGAGAGCGGCAACGAUAGUUUCACGUGCUCGGAGAUCGAGUACGACAACGGAUCAUUGGUAGGCGACAAGCGGUCCGACAAUUUGUUCACCAAGCAAGAUGACGAGGGUAGCAGUCCUCAAGGUAGGAACAACGUUGAGUCAUCGCAGUCGACGAAACCACCGUUGCCACCGAACGUCGGCAAUUACGAUGGUUUCGACAGCUCGUUCCGUGGCUCCCUGAGUACCCUCGUCGCCUCGGACGACGAUCUGUCGACUCACAUGGGCGGUCUCCUCUAUGGCAAUCACACCAACAACGGCUCGCCCACUACCACGGCCGCUGAAGACGCCCUGAGUUGGGAUUAUCUGCUUAACUGGGGGCCCAACUUCGAGAGCCUCGUUGGUGUCUUCAUCGACAUUGCCGAGCUGCCAGAUAGCACCAGUCGGGUACCCAGAUUGCCAGCAAAUAUCCCCAAGCCGUCCGAAGAAUACGUUUGAAACGUUUGAGUCUUCGAAUGAUGGGCCAAGGACAAUUUAGUGAACUGAAUAACAAUUUAGUGUGAUUUCGUGAGAAAUUUCGACAUGAUCGCAGAAACACGUCUCGUCGAGGAGAUGCAAGACCUAUGACUUAGGAAUAUUAUCGAAUUGUUGCUGCUCGUUUAUAUAAUUGAUUAGUUCUCGAUGAAUAUACGUAGAGCGAAUAGUAUCAAUCGACGUCCAGCGUCGGGCUUGGAUGAUCGGUUAUGGGUUUGAGUCAUAUGAAAAUACAUUUAAAACAGGUGCCCCGAUGAAAAUAGAUUCUAAGCGUUCGUAAGAGAUCGUUGCGACUCAAUAAUGGUUGCAGCGGGGCGUCAAACGCGUGAUUAUCUUGCCAUAAAGUGUAAAGAGGGACUUUCCUUAUAAGGAGAUUCGUUCAAUAUACAUUAAUUGUAUUUCUUAUUUUUUUCAGAUUUGUAAAUAUAUAUUAAACGAUUAUCUGAAUCAAAAGAAUUCUUUCGUGGAACGCGCGAUCUUUAUCCUCGGUUUAAUCACGAUUAAAUUGCGAAGAUUUCUUCUUAAUAUUAAUUCGCUAAAUUCGCGUGUAAUUCACAUGCCGAUAAAUCUUAUAUCUUACGCAUUUCGAACGAACGUACGCGAUUGAAAUACAAAAUACGGUCAUGCAAUGUUACAUUGAAUACCAUUUUAGUUACGACAAGAUUCGAGGUGCUGAGGUACUGAGUAUCGAGGCAGUUCAAUUAACCGUUUAAUUAACUAGCAAUCUCUGUACAUAUUCUAAACAGCUGUGCCAGAUACACACUCGAUACAGUAGUUGCACAUCUCAAUUAUUAUUCCAUAAAUUUAUUCCAUUGGCAUAAAUGACACGUAGACGCUUAUCUCGUAAUUUCACGUAUUUCAAUACAAAGUUAAGACUUUUAUAUACAUUGUCGCAUGUUGAAAUCGCUGAAUCUACAUUUCUCUUGCGCGAGCGAAGUAUCGUAAGCAUCUAUGUGCCAUUUAUAGCCACUCGAUCGAAAGCAGCUUGUCUCAAUUGAAAGAAUGCUAAAGAAAGAUAGAGCCUAUCUCUUUCCCCGUGAUGAGAAACAACAAUUUUCUUUUGCAAAUAUAAUACAAUACUUGAAUAGCUAAUGGAUGUCACUGAUAGAAUUAUGUCAGAGAUUAUCGUGAAAUAUCACUUAGACAAUAACUUAAUUCGCAGGCGUGUCAAUUCGUGCUCAAUUCGUAUCGUAUCGUAUCGUAUCGUUAGAGAAAUAAUAACGGCGCCGUUGUAGCGUUCCUGAGAGUAACUGCUGCUCGCAGAUUACCAGACUGAUUUUUUUUCUACUGCGUUUCGCGAUCGCGAAAAGUGGCUUAUUCAACGAUUGCUUUAUACAUCUGCAUUGUAUAAAUUAUAUUAUCCGUCCUCGAUCUUUUCAUCCUGUAAAUAAAACUGCGUGUAUGAGUUGUAAAAAAAGUGUAAAUGUGUGCGUGAACGCCAGUGAGUGCAUGUUACUUUAUCAUCUCAUCGACUGUAAUUCGCAAUAGACAAUACAUUUGUAAAAGCUG